Molecule: messenger RNA, 2844 nt
Organism: Penaeus chinensis
Lineage: Eukaryota; Metazoa; Arthropoda; Malacostraca; Decapoda; Penaeidae
Exons: 4
Coding region: 439-1122 (227 amino acids)
Source: RefSeq, a predicted model, not a curated record
CUGAACUCAACCUCAGGGCGUUCAACAAGGAACCUUUGGAUUACUGUCUUGUGGUUGACCAUAUUAGGACUAAUACUUCAUCUCAAAGAAUCACGGGGACACCUGCGGCCGUUGAAGAUUUUCUUUGGGGGAAACUACACUCUCCCAAAAAAAACAGAUAGCUUCGAAUAAUAACUGAAAAAACUUUUGAAACUGGGAGUGCACGGCCAACACGAGCAGACAUGUCUUGUUUGGUGAUGUUUCGCUUCCUUGCUGGCGGACACACACUCAGCAGAGGACCUUGAGCUCGUUUCAUUUCAACUGUAUUUAUAAAGUUAACCAUCGAAGGGAAAACCUCCAAAGAGAAGUUAAAUAGUAAUAAAACAACUUCAAUCCACUUGCUUUAUUUCUAUACAAAAACAAAAAAAGACCAAAAGAAAUCGUGAAAUUAAAAACAAAAUGGCGCUCACCACCGUCAACAUCGCGACCCUGUACUCUUCGGCGCAGUGCGUGCUUUCAGUCGUGGGGUCUGUGGGCGUGAUCCUGCUCUUCGCCGGGAUUCCGCAGCUCAUCUACUCCGACGUCAUCAGCGUGGCGAACCUGUUGACGUUUAUUCUAGGAGCGGUUCUCAUCACGACGAUGGUCGCCGGCAACUCCUUCCUUAAUUACAAGUACCGCCGAAUCACGAGGGCGGCGCAGGAGAGCGCGCGUGACAGUUCCGAGGCGGGCACAUCCCAGGCAGACACAGAGGACAAGCCACCCAGUUACGACGCCAUCCUCGACUCCGACGGCCUUCCUCCGAACUAUUACAGCGUGGUCUCCGAGAAACCCCCGAGAUAUGAAGACAUUGUCGGGGGGAGAUGCACAGAAGCGAGCUCGGAGACGCAGCCACAGUGCGAGCAGAGUCAAGCAGCCACGGUACCUCCUCCGCUCGAGAUCAUCCAGACUCCGGCAGAGGUCAACGUCGUACUGCAGGAGGGACAGCCCAAGAGCAUCGUCCUAGACCACAGAGAAACGUCCUCCUCCGCCGCCGCAUCGAAGGACGUUGUUAGCAAGCUCGGGUGCGAGAAUCCCUCCUUCGACAGACAUGAGACUGAUUUCGCGGAGGCUACGUGCACUCGCCUCAACGAAUCGGAGUCGUAGGAGAGGGUAGCGCAAAAUGGCCUGUUGGUUUUAGGCGGGCAGGUUCAAAUAGGGGAAAAGCAAUGACGACGGUCCUGUUUGAUAAUUGUGCAAUAAUACUUGUAACAACGAAAUAGGGGAAAUGGGAAUUGCUGUAGGUCAUGGCAGACGGAAGACCUGUGACAAUAGCCUGCAUGGUUGUCUUAUUCUUAGAGUCACGUGAAUGCCUUGUUCCUAGAGACUUAAAAGACCGUAAAAAGACGAGAUAGGCCUAUAUAUUGUCUCGUUCCUAGAUACCUAAAAUCCCUGUGACAUUAGGCCUAUAUAAAUGUCUCGUUCUCUAAGGCUAGAAAGACUGUGACGAUGGAUCACAGGUCUUCAUAAAGACAUUAAAACUGUCGAUAAGCCUGCAUUAUUGUCUCUUUCCUAGAGACGUCAAAUACCUGUGGCGCUAGAGACGUAAGGAGAUCUAUUACGGGAGGACUAUAUGAUUGUCUCGUUCCUAGACCUGUGACCAUAGGCCUGUAUGAUUCGUCUCAUUCCAAGAGGCGUAAAAAGACCUGUGGCAACAGGCCUACAUGAAUGCCUUGUUCCUAGAGAACGUAAAAAGCCGUUGAGAUUCACCUAUACGAUUGUUUCGUUUCUAGAAACAUAAAACCAGUUACGAUAGGCCUCUAUGACUCGUUCCUAGACGUAGAAGACCUGUGACUCUAGGCCUAUAUGAUUGCCUCGUUUCAAGAGGCGAAAAAAGACCUGUGACGACAGGCCUACAUACUGCAAAUGCCUUGUUACUAAGAACGUAAAAAGAAGUCGAGAUAGACCUAUACGAUUGUCUCGUUCCUGGAGACAAAAACCCCUGUGACGAGAGGCCGUGUCAUUGCCGACUGCGCGCCUUGGAUCGCGCGAUGAAACUAGUCGUGUUCCUUUAGUCAAUGAGGAUUAUUUACACUCUUACUUUUAAACCAUUAACUUUAUUGUGGCCAGUGUUAAGGAGAUCUUUGUUGUAGUCUUUGUAAAAUAGUACUGUAUUUCAUUGUGUAUUAAAGUACCUGUCUUUAUGAUUCAGUGAUCUAAUGCAUUUAUUAUUGUAUUAUUAUUUGUGUAAUAUUUUAUCUGUUAUAUUUAUUGACAUUUUUGAAAGAAAAGUUUGCAGCCAAAAGCAAAAUAUAUGGAUAUCAUUACCUUGCAAAGUAUCUGAAAACCUGUAUGUAUCAUACAGUGCACUUUCUAUACAUCUAUAUUAUUGCUAACAGGAAAACGCAGCCAUGCAAGCAAUAUUUAUCACCUUCGGUAUGUGAGAAAGGCUUAUCAAUUGUACAGAUGUAUGACGUGUUCGCAUUUCAAAGAAUAUUAAUAUCGAUUACCUGAAUGUUCUGCAACUCCGCUUGGGCAACAGAACCGUAGAGGUUUUCUAUCUAAUCCUUGAAGGGAAGGAAAAAUCGAGUAAAACAUUCAAGAAAGAUGACAUUGUCUGUAACAUAUAUUAUGAGAACAAGUGCUUAGAAAAGUGUGGCGUGAUGCAACAAAUACUUCUGGAAUGAAAGUUCGAUAAACAUGUUUGGGAGAAAAAUACGAACAUUCCCACACGAUUCCAAGAAUUUGCAAGGAAGAUUGAUAUCUCUUUUCUUCGUGAUUUCCGACAAGGUCUCCGGCUGGUUGUGAUACUCGCCUUAGGUUUAAGUAAUUGCUAUUAUAUUUGUGAUAGACAUUUUCUAAUUAAUAAUAAAAAAAAAAAAAAUCUAC